GUUUUCUGACCAUAGAUAACACUUUAUAUCAAAAUAUACUUACUGUAUCACAUAAUUUAAGUGUAGAAAGUAUCGUCCUCAAGAUUAAAACUUCUUUAGAAAGGAGUAUUUGAUAAUAAGAAUUUUAAAUUUGUUUAAAAAAAUUAUAGUUUAUUGUAAAGACGUAAAAAUUGUGAAACUAAUACACACUAAUGUGAAGUGUCAAUAUAUAAAUAAUUUAUAAAUACCAAAAAACAAUAUUCGAUUAGAAAGUAUGUAAGCAUUAGAUAGAUGAAAGUUAAAGAUGAAACAUUUCAGUCUACAAGCAACACAAACGAAUAAAGAUGUGUAUUUUAUUUGUAAAUGUAGAUCCGAAUCCCGAAAAGGGGGCCUACAGGCUUGUAUUGGCAACAAAUCGUGAUGAAUAUUAUAGAAGGCCUAGUUUACCAUUACAUGUUGAUAGAAAUAACAUAAUCGGAGGUAAAGACAUGGAACCUGGUAGGGAAGGAGGAACAUGGUUAGCAUUCAGAACAAAAGAUCAAUGUAAUGGAAAAGUUAAAAAACAUUGUAUUGGCGUAAUUCUCAAUGUGACUGGAACAAUAAUUGAAAAUCCCAAAAGCAGGGGACGUAUCAUCGUAGAUUAUUUAUUGAGCAAUAAAAGUUUUCCUGAAUAUUCAGAAAUGUUAGAGAAGUCCUUUUAUAAUGGUUAUAACUUUGUUUCAAUCGAACUCAGCGAAGAAAAUUCGAUGAUUUAUCAUCAUGGAAAUAUUCCUAACGUGAAUUCAAGUUACGUUGGCAAACAUAAUUUAGGAUUCGGAAAUUCUCCUAUAUUUUCCCCAUUAACAAAAGUUACAAAAGGAAGGCGUAUGUUCGAAGAAAUUUUGAAAAAAAAUUUAUCCAAAGAAGAUUUACAAGCAGAACUAUUCAAACUUCUUAAAGACGAAACUAGGCAUUUGCCAGAUGACGAAUUGCAAAAACGACAACCUUUAGCAUACGAAAUUUUGAGUGCCAUUUUUUAUAAAUUAGAUCCUCCAGGAUAUGGAACUAGGACACACACUAUAAUAUUAAUAGAUUAUGAUUGGAAUCUAUCGGUUAUUGAAGAUACUAUGUGUGAACCAAUAGAUAAAAAUAACCCGCAAUGGAAAAGAACCAGUCUUAAUUUUAAAUUGUGAUAAAUUAUUUAAAUUAUCAAAUUUGUUAUAGUGAGUAUUUAAGUGAUAACGUUGUUUAAUAUAUUUUAUGUUAAUAUAAAUAUUUUAAUCA
Molecule: messenger RNA, 1242 nt
Organism: Diorhabda carinulata
Lineage: Eukaryota; Metazoa; Arthropoda; Insecta; Coleoptera; Chrysomelidae
Gene: Tango2
Product: transport and Golgi organization protein 2
Exons: 6
Coding region: 324-1151 (275 amino acids)
Biological process (GO): Golgi organization; protein secretion
Cellular component (GO): Golgi apparatus
Source: RefSeq, a predicted model, not a curated record